GUACAAUAAUAUAACACAACACGAGGUAGUAACAAUAAUCAAAGUAGAUAUGAUGUUGAGCAUUGCCAUAAUUGUCCCAUUCCUAUUUCUAGCUGACUUAGGUGCAGUUCAAUCUUUGGACCUUGACAUAUCAAAAUUUGGUGGAGCUCCAAAUGCAGAUAUAACCCAGGCUUUCAUAAGUGCUUGGAAUGAAGCAUGUGCAUCAACAACUGCAGUCAAAAUUGUGAUUCCAGCUGGUACAUACAAUAUGAGAGAAGUAGAUGUUAAGGGUCCUUGUAAGGCCCCUAUUGAAAUACAAGUUGAUGGCACAAUUAAAGCACCAGCAAACCCUGAUGAACUCAAAGGUGCUGAUCAAUGGGUCAAGAUUGGAUAUACGAACUUUUUAACCUUAUCAGGCAAAGGAGUUUUUGAUGGUCAAGGUGCAGCUGCUUGGAAACAAAAUGAUUGUUCAACAAACAAGAAUUGCAAGAUGCUUUGCAUGAAUUUCGGUUUUAAUUUCCUCAAUAACUCCAUCGUCCGCGACAUUACUUCUAAGGACAGCAAAAACUUCCAUGUUAAUGUUUUGGGUUGCAACAAUUUCACAUUUGAUGGCUUCACAGUUACUGCCCCCGCAACAAGCCUUAACACUGAUGGAAUCCACAUUGGAAGAUCAACUGAUGUUAAGGUUCUUAACACCAACAUUGGAACUGGAGAUGAUUGUGUCUCAUUGGGUGAUGGUGACAAACAAAUAACUGUUCAAAAUGUGCACUGUGGACCUGGUCAUGGUAUCAGUGUUGGAAGCCUUGGCAAGUAUACAACUGAAUCGCCUGUAGAAGGAGUUUUAAUUAAGAAUUGUACUUUGACAGAAACUGAUAAUGGUGUGAGGAUUAAGACUUGGCCUGAUGCACCAGGAACAAUUACUGUUACUGAUAUGAAUUUUGAAGAUAUUACUAUGGUUAAUGUCAGGAACCCUAUUAUUAUAGACCAAGAGUACUGUCCGUGGAACCAAUGCUCCAAAAAGAAUCCAUCAAAGAUAAAGAUAAGCAAGGUUUCAUUCAAGAACAUUAAGGGAACUUCAGCAACUCCAGAAGGAGUACUUCUAAUUUGCAGCAGUGGUGUACCUUGUGAUGGUGUGGAGCUAAAUAAUAUUGAUCUCACAUUCAAUGGAGCACCAGCAAAAGCUAACUGUUCUAAUGUCAAACCCAUAAUUACAGGAACAGCUCCUACUUGUCAAGCUUUAGCGUGAUCUUUAAGCGGCCACAGUACUUCUUAAUCAAUUUUCUAGACUUUUUUUUCUCUUUUUCUUUGAAGACAUACAAGCCAUCCCCAUAAUGCGAGGAUGUUGACCGGUAGUAGUAUAAUCCCUUGGAAAUAAACAACAUGACAUGUGUAUUAGAACCAUUGUCAUGUAUAUGUAAUCCUUCACAUUAUCAAUAGUUAAUUAUACAAUGUUUCAAAUAAA
Molecule: messenger RNA, 1441 nt
Organism: Cicer arietinum (chickpea)
Lineage: Eukaryota; Viridiplantae; Streptophyta; Magnoliopsida; Fabales; Fabaceae
Product: polygalacturonase-like
Biological process (GO): carbohydrate metabolic process
Molecular function (GO): polygalacturonase activity
Source: RefSeq, a predicted model, not a curated record